GUGAUCUGAAAGGAACAGAAACACUUAGCCUUGAACUUUUGUUCUGCUGCUGCUUCUUGUGCCUCCGAGUGAGGAAGCAGCAGAGACAAUAGCAAUAGACUCUAACAAUCAGCCGAAGUCUCCACUGGAAAAAUUUAUGGUCAGAUUGUGUACGCAUCACCAGAAGCAGUUCAUUCGUGUGCUAAACGACAUAUACACUGAAGUACAACCAGACUCUGACGGCCAGCAGUUGUCUGAAUCUGGGAGCAUGGAGGUCUCUACUUGUGGCUCUGGUUGUAGCCAGCAAAGCACUGAAAAUCAGGAUAAGGGUGCUACUUUUACUGAAUCAAAGCUCCCUUCUUCCUUGGACCCAGGACAGUCAGGGUCCGAUGGCCCCCUGCAUGUUACGGGACAAACCCUGAAGCAGCCGGCGGAACUGAAGUCUCUGGACAGAGCAGAGAACUCCAGUCCUCCUUUGAGAAGGGACUUCUGCGAGCUGCCCGUCACCAGGCUUUGCUCUGCUAGUCCAAAGGAUAGCUCCACCCAAGGAUACCUCAGCACGUUGAACUCUCCCUCUCUGAAUUUCCAUCAUACCGCAAAAAGCCUGGAAGGGCAGCAAGCUGCUGGACACGAGCAAGAAGCUGGUGUCAGAAAGUGUGAGGACAAUAAAGAGCCGCUAGCAGGUAAGACUCUUGUGGAAGGUUAUAUUUCAGUCAAAGUGGCAAAUGUGAAUGGCAGCGAGGACAGCUUAGACAGCUGUCUGGGGUCACAAAAGAGCUCUUUCAGGGCUCUGCCGGAAGAGUCUUGGGAUCCUGGCUUUGCAGUGACCCCCCCUCGCAGAGCCGACAAAGAGAACACUUUGCAAUGCAGCUCGAAAGCAUCUUUGCACCAGGACUUAGACGCAAAAGAACAAGAUGCGAGACCAAAGCAAGAAAACCACCUGCAUGCCAUGGCCAGGGGCAAGGCAGGCUGCCACCUGCACCCAGCUGACAAGGGCCCGCUCGACAAGUCCAAAGAGGGCUGGCUGCCCACUGGCGCCACACCAGCCGCCCACCGGACCCCCGGUGGGCACCCCCGCACCAAGGCAGCCUCCCUCAGGUCCACUCGGAAGAGCAAGAAGGCAUCGGGGUUGAGGAUCAACGACUACGACAACCAGUGCGAUGUGGUCUAUAUCAGCCAGCCCAUCACCGAGUGCCAUUUCGAGAGCCAGCGGUCGGUGUCAUCCCACAGGACAGCGAGGAAGAGCACGCGAGGGUAUUACUUCAACGGGGAGUGCUGCGAGCUCCCGACUGUCCGCACACUGGUUAAGAGCUCCCGGGCAGAGGAGAGGGCGAGCAGCCCGGCACUGCGAACAGAGACCCUCGUAAGUGCAAAGCCACCCCCGGUGCUCUCAGUGGGAGGGUCUGCAGGGGCAGGACGGGAAGGUGAGAAGAGGGUUUCCCUGAGGCUCCUGGCCAAAGUGGCACCAACCAGCCGAGAAACAAAGGAGAGAGCUGAGCUGGGCUCCAUGCAGCUCCGAGAUACCCGAGCGCUCCGGUCAAGGGAAGCUGCCAUGGCCAUGCCCUUCUUCUCCCUCUCUGCUCCACCCAGCCCCCAGAAAGAGGACAGAUUGGCUGGGUCACCGCCCCCUGGCUGCCCUCCUGCUGAAGGAGGGGGGAUGAGAGUGGGAGGCACUGUCACCUGUGAGGCUGUCAGCAGCCCGGGCUCCUCUGGGGAUGGCAGUGGCAGCAGGCAGGCUGCUGAUUUUGCUGCCAUUCCAGUCCCACAAGCACACAAUGGGGAGGAAUGUUGUCCAGGCUCUGACAUACAAACUGAUCCAGACCUUGCUGCCAGCCCAGAGCCAAAGUCCCCCUCACAGCCCUCUGCCACUACAGACACAGCGCCCUUGGCCCACAAUGGUGCCAGGGAUCCUGACCAGCUUCCAGGCUCAGGGGAUGCAGAGCUCUGUGAACAGUGCCUGACAGAGCCCUCCCCAUGCUCUCCAGGCUCACAGGCUCCUGAUGAGCCCCCUGCCACCAUGGAUGGGGAGAGUCCCCUGGAGUCCUCUGAAACCUUGCAGUGUGUAGAUGUGAACAAAAGCAUUGAUGCUAAACCAGAAGCUGAAUCAUCGGUCAUGACAGAUGAUGGCUCUCUUGAGCAAGAGGAUGCUGUGCUGGUCAGCACAGCCCUCCCCAAAAUCUUGGAAGAGGAGGCAGUGGAGAAUAACAGCACAGCAGGUGAAAAAGAGCCUGUUGAAGGGGAAAUGCCACCUGAUCCCAACAGCUCAGACACUGCAGGGAAAGACUCUGUCUCUUCCAAGGACAGUCUAGACAAGAAGCGAAAGAAAGGCAGGAGAGUACUUGUGGCAUCGGAUCGAUGUCUCCGAAGCCAGCAAUCCCAGUCACCUGCCGAGGGCAGUGCUGAGGACUCUGGUUCUUCCAGCUCUGUGCAGCUUCCUUGCCUUCAGAUCAAAUUCUCCAAGAGCCCUGGCGCCAAGCGGUUCAAGAGAGAAGUGGAGCUGGAUGAGGCAGCAUCCACACACUUCCCAAAUGACUGCUUCCCCAGUGUGCUGCUCAAAACUAGCGAGGGGCCAGGCACUGGCCAGGCUCUAGAGAGUAUCGCUGAGCAGCAGCCAGGCGAGGAGAAUGGUGUCACUACCAGACAAACCUAUAAAAGUAUCUUAGUGAAAGAGACUGCUGCAGAGGGAGAAAAUCCCUCUAAAGAUGACCCCUCUGCUAACAGCAGCCAAAGUCAACUGGAUGAGAUGCUGGAAAUCAGCGUCCAGCCUGAUUCUGAGACGAAAAACAUUCUCCUCCCUCCAGAGUACAGUGUUCCUGCAAAUGAUGCCAAGCAAGUGGAUGUGAAACCAGGCAAUGCCAGUGCAAAGGGCAAGGAGAGCUUCGACAGUGCCAGGGAUAUGGGCAAGCCAGUGAACUAUGAGCUGGUGACUGAUUCGCCUCCAUGUCCCAGCAGCAGAGGUGGAAACAAGCAUCUUCCAGCAAAAACUGCAAAGCAUAAAAAGGUUGCCCUGCAGUUUUAUAACUUACGACACACACCCGCACCUGCACCGGUAGACACUGCAAAAAAGAGCACACCAGGGAAGGAGUCUAUGCAAGUGAUCCCCAAACCAAGGGAUGAACACAGUUCAGGGAAUAAUGACUGCCCAGCACUGGAGGACAUAGACAUGGCUGACAGCAAACCAAAGUUCAUGGAGUGGUGUGCUGAAGAGGAGAACCAGGAGCUCAUUGCCGAGUUCAACACUCAGUACAUGAAAAUCCAGAAGGGCUGGAUUCAGCUGGAGAAGGAAGUGCAGCCAACCCCCAAAGUAAAGAACAAAGCUGACAAAUUGAAAGAGAUUUGGAAAAGCAAGAAAAGAACACGGAAAAGUAGAGGAUCACUAGAAGUGCAGAAGCUUUCUCCUGUCCAGAUGCUCUUUAUGAAGGCCUUUAAACUGUCUGACAUAUGCCAGUGGUUUCUGGAGACAACUGAAACCAGGUCUCUAGUGAUCGUGAAGAAACUCAACACCCGUCUCCCAGGGGAGAUCCCCCCCAUCAAAGUCCCCAUGCAGAAGUAUUCUGCCUCCAGUCUCUACCCCAGCUCACUGCAAGCUGAACGUUUGAAAAAACAUCUCAAGAAGUUCGCUGCCACUACCCCAGCUCGAAAUAACCUGAAGAACCAAAAGCUUUGGGCCAAAAUUCGUGAGAGCGUUGAUAAAGCAGAGGCUGAAGAAGCCACCACUCCCAACCAGACCUCUCCUACCGAUGCCAGUACCAAGGAGCUGAGCGAAGACAAAACCACUCAACCUGCCCUCAGCUUGCCCACGCAGGCAAGCACCAGGAUCCUGCGCAAGUACUCCAACCUGCGGGGCAAGCUGCGAGCCCAGCAGCGCAUGGUGAAGGCUGAGAAGCGGAUUGAUGGCCCAGGGGAUCAUCUGUCCCUGGAGAACAAGCAGAGCCGGAAGAGUGUGUGCAUCAACCCCCUGAUGUCUCCAAAGCUGGCCUUGCAGAUCAAAGCAGCCGCCUUUCCUGCUAAAUCUCCAUCAGUGGAUGGGACAGGGAAGGGGCGGAAGGGGAAGAGCAGGUCCCAAGAGGACCCCUUGCCCAAAGUCGACCUCCAGCUCAGCAAGAAGAAGAGGAUGCUGAAGGAGAGCGGGAGCACCCAGGAGAGAUCCAACUCUUCCACCAAGGACAAGCUGCCUGCCAAAAAGACGAGUAAAAUAAAGCAUUCAGAGGUCAGCACAAAAGCUCCUGCCACCCGAAAGCAGGCUGCCAUGGAGAAGAGCAAUAAACUGGCCAGAAAAAUGUCUUUCAAAGAGAAGAGAGUCCCGAAAAGGCAGCUGGAGAAGGUGCGGCUCCCUAUGCGGAAGGGCAAGGAGAACACCAGCAGACGGACCCUGCUACCCCCCAGCAAUGAGGAGCUGUCCAAGUCUCCAAAGCAGAAGCCCCUGGGGGAGUCCUCCACACGGUCACAGAAGAUGGCCAACAAGAAGCACAGCAGUGGGAAGACCCUGACAAGAUCCAUGAAGAAGAUGCAGGAGAACAAUGUGUCACAGGGCAAGAGGAAGCUGAGGGCAAAAGUGGACUGUUCGCACAGCAAACGCUCGCGACUGGACCCGAAGUAGCGAAGAACCGGUAGCCAUGUACAAAACUGAUGUAUAGUAGUAACCCUUUACCAUGCAUUAACUAAAGCUGCUUUUAUAAGCUGUAGCAAGCCUUUAAAAAUCCGCAGUUAAAGGAUAACGCCCAUGAUUUUAGACAUCAGCAGAUGUGUCUCGGACAGAGAAGAGGUCAGCCUGUCUGGCUCUACUGUUCAGAAGGAAGUUUCUGCAGUUUGAAAGUUCCUUGGGUUUUUUAAACUUGGAACCAGGCAGUUUUUGUUAAAAGUACAGUGCCUUAUUUAUCACUUUAAAAAUAAAAAUAAGAAGCUGGUCUGUGUGAUUUGGAGGCUUGCGUUUUAUACUUGAGGCACAAGCACUUGUACUGUAGCAGAAAGAAAACCACCUUCGUGCACGUGAAGUAGCUUUUGUCAGCUUUGGGUGCACACAAACAUUUCCCUUUCCUUCAGAGUCCUCCUUCUGUCUGUCUUUUUAGUGGCAUUUAAAGCAAAACCAAAACCAUUUCCCAUCACUGAAGGAGAGAAAGGCGAGUCUGUCCUUUGUUGGUUCGUUGGUAGCAGCUGCUGGUGUCCUGGACUGUUACCUGCAUAAGAGUGUGAAGUAGCUACUGGUGUGUGUGCUGCUGAUGACUGCCUGCUUCCCACUGCACAGCCUGUGGGGUAGGGUGGGCCUGCUCAGGCCAAGGAUGUGCUGUGGGGGCUCUGGGUACCAUGCUGCUGCAUGCACUGCUGCCAGUCGGGCAUGCUGGGCUGUAUCUGUCUUUAUUUCUUGCUGGCUUCAGGGAUGAACCAGUCCUGCCAUGCUCUGCUCUUGGACAGACCUCCUUCUCCCAUUUCCCUGCCCUCGUGGUGAUUUCUGUGGUCUCUGAUGGCAAAGCUGUUUCUGCAGCUCUUCACUGAAAGUUGAAGGGCUCCCUUUUUAAGGGCUUGAGCUCCUUCUGAUGUUGGUGCUCUGCAGGAGGGGAGUCCUGGCCCUCACCCUGUGCUUUUGUGCAUAUCUUGCCUAGUGCGCUCCUAAGCCAGGAUUUGCAGUUGGAAUAGGGUUGGGAUAAGGGACUGCCUUAAGUUUAUUUUUUACCAUAAUUUGCAUUUCAUCCUUUUACUAGCAAGGUGUGGGAGGUUUGUCCUUGCUUCCGUCUGGCUGUGGAGUCUGAAAGAGGCUGAAUCUCUACACUGUCCUGCAUGACACCUUUGCAAAGCUCCUCCUCAAGCCUCUGCAGCACAUUUAAAAGCCAGCUGGGGGUCUGCAGUGACAGAACAGGGUCACAGUGCCUGGCUCCUUUGAGAAAAACCUGUUAGAAGUACAUAGAGCAUGUGGCUCUGCUGGCUCUGCUGGCUCUGCUGGGCAGAGACGAUCAGUGGCUGGGAAGUGAGUGCUGUGGUCAGGAAAGGACCCUGCUCAGCCAUUGCGUUCCCAUGGCUUCACUUUCAUAUUCCUGCACAAAGUCCAUUUGCAGGAAUCCCAAUGCCAGCCCCUUCCCACACAGAAAGAGCAAUGCCUGGCAAGGCACCGUGCGGGCUCUGAGGUUGCCAGACCUUCAAUAGCUGCCUUGCUGGUCCUUGCUCAGCUGCUUGUCCCUGCUGAGAGCAAGGCUCUGGUGCAGGCCAUGAGUUCAAGAUGUGCCUGCCCUGGGAGCAGAGGCUGGAGAAGGUUUGGCUGCAAAGGGAAUUGCUUUUCAUGGUUGGCAUUGAACCCCAGAUCCCAAAGCCUGGGGGCUGGAGGUGAAAGGCAGAUAACUGUCUUUAAAUCUUUCAUUGUACCCAUUUAGUACAGAGAAUGAAACCAGGGGUUUGAGAUUUGCAUGCCCUUCAUAGAGCACCUCUAGCUCUCCUGCAGGUAUUCCCUUUCCCCAACAUUGAUGCACACAUUUUUGUGUGCUAUGGCACAUUUUUCUCUUACUGUGAAAUGUCUGAUUUAAAAAAAAAAAAUCCUUUGCCUUUCCUUUGAAUCGUGCUAGAAUAAGUUAACUCUCUGAACAGCUAGGAAGUGAUUAAAUCUAGCCUGUCAGUCCCUGUACAGAUUAAUAUGAAAUUAUCUAUUACUUUAAUUUUUACUGCAUGCAUUAAAUAUGUCAAACAUUCCAUCAGAAAAGAUUUAAAAGCAUUUCAGGAGAGGUGUGAGGCAAGAGGGCACUGAUGGCAGUUAAAUGACUGUUCUGUACCUUUCUUGUGGGUUGUCUUUCCCUCUUGCUUCUCCAUCCGUAUUUACGGUCCUCCUCUAACCCCUGGCUGGGGCAGCCUCUCUGCAGUCCCGUGGGCCUGGGAUUUCUUCUCCUUCCUCUGGGCCAGAUGUAUGUGUGAGCAGUCCUCUUACCUCUGCUCUUCAUGCCUUUCCUCUGCAGCAACCCCCCCUUUCCCCAUCCUUCACCAUCACUCCUGAAGCACCUGCACUGGUCACCAAGUGCUGAGUGCUCCUCGGGGCUUUUCCCCUCUCUUUCUCUCUUUCAUUUUUUAGCUGCUGGUAAAUGCAGGCUGUCCUGCUGUCUUCUGUUCUUCUGGGAGCAGGAACCUCAUUAGGAUAAAACCCUAGAGAAAGCAAGUGGAGAGAGGUUUUCUAGAUGGGGUGCUUCCCAGCCUCCCAGCUGCCUUCCUGCACUCUGGCUUUCUCCAGCACCAGUUGGCUCAAGUGUGGCAAGGCUGGGAGAUGGCAGGAGUGGAGCAGCAUCUGAGCAUCUCUGUCCCGGUUCAGUGAGUGCUUAGGCAGUGGUGGGAUCAGCACACUGAGCUUCCUGGCAGUGUCCCUGACAGGCAUUGGCUCCAAAGAUGAAUGGCAAGGACCUCUUGUGUGAAGGAAGCAGAGAUGCUAAAAGAAAAGCUAUAUUCCUCCCACACCUUUUAACUUCCAGUCUCAGUCUGUGGUCUUCUCUUGUAUUGCUUCGUUUUGACUUGGUUGGAUGGAGGUUUCCUGUACUGAAGGCAGGGAAUUGCAGGGCUCCAGAGGGGAGUGAGGUGGGUUUGGCCAUGCUGGGCAGCGUGCAGGCAAUGUGGUUUGAGACUCAGAAUGCCUGCAGCUUGUCCCAGGCUCUGAUCACCUUCAACCAGCAUCUCUGUCCCUCCCUGGGGAUUGCCAGAGACGUUUGGCAAGCCUUAGUUUUCCCACAUUAGAUCCAGUAUGUCCUGUGCAAAGAGCCUAACAGGAGCUGGGCUGAGCCUUGUAGGUGUAAAUCUGAAUUUCUGCACACUUCGAUGAGGAAAGGUAGAGGGUGUGGGGGUUUUUGUCAGGAUGGGGCUGAAAAGAGGGUUCUGUGCUGGGCUGUGAGUUGUUAAUCUUGUCUUCAGAAAGCAAAUGAAGAGAAAGCAAAUAAUUCUGAGGGUUUUUUCCAAAGAAACCCAUUUUUAAAUACAAUUGCCCCAGCCUGCUCCCUGGGACCAGCCUGGGGGCACCUGGCUUGGGUGGGAAGACACAGAGCAGCACCUUGGGCAUCUGCAGGGACAGGGUUUGCAAGAGGUGCUGAGCUGGGCUGUCCCAGGUGGUGAGAUGGUCUGGGAUUUUGUCACAAGGGACCCCUUGACCCCCUGCUCUACUGUCCUCAGGGCCUGUCCCUGGAACCACAGCCUCUGCAGGGCUCUCCCCAUCUGGACAAGUAAACCUUGCUCAGAACUGCUCUGUCUCUGCCUCCUCCUUUCCUCCAAACAACUCCACCUUAUUACAGUUUUGAGGAAAGCUGGAGUGAUUCUUCUCUACAUAGUGCUGUUUCUGAGAAGCUGGCAGAAGUGUUUCCUCCCACAGCUGCUGCACUGGGUGGUGGAUUUAACUCACGCAGGUAGUUUUUAGGGAGAGCUGGCUGGUUUGCCAAGGAAUGAGUAGGGUGAAGCCAUUGCCUGUGGCUGAGCUGUUGCAGGAAGCACUUGGGGCAUGACCUCUACAGCCCACCUUGAGGUGGGAAUAUUGCUACAUUUGUACAAGUUCUUGGAAUUAUGGAUUUGUGCAGUCCUUUGGGUUACCCCACAGGGGAGGAUGCCUCAGGGGUAAGGUGGGCCAGGGGCCUUUGUCAUCUCUAAAAAAGUGUUAAGGCUUUCUGCUCUGAGGAAGCCCCCAGCUCCUUGCCAGGCUUCUCUCCAUGCUGUCACUGCUCCUGGAGAUGCUGUCUUUGGGUCCUCUGCCUUUCCUGUGUGCAUUCUCCAUUUGACACCAGUAAUAGGAGUCAGGCCUUGCAGACUAAAAGACCUACUUUUAACAUGCUUUGCAGUUGAUUUUCUGAGUGCUUUAUUUUGGGGCAGGAAGAAGGAAUGCUGUAAUUUGCUAGAAAAUUGAAUUAGUAGCAAAUUAAAGGGUCUGCCUGUGAGGUGAUUGUCUGGCAAGGUAGCAUUGCCUGGGUAGCUCCAUUUUUUUAAUCAGCGCUAAGAAAUUUGAAUUUUUUCUCCUUUUCUUUUUUUCCCCAAUCAGUCCUCAUGUUGCAUUACUCUCUUGCCAAUAUACUUCUGUAUUUCCUCUCUUCAUGAAGCCACAUUUCAGCCAGAACAGUGCACAAGAGACACAGAAGUAAGCAGAGGUGAUACCACAUGUAUAUAACCUGUUGCUCUUGUUAAUGACAUGUGCUACUCAUUCCUGUUUGUCCUGCAGCGAGGUAAUGGCAAGGUGUGCUGCUGAGGCACAGCCCCUGCUUUAAAGCAGGCUGUUCCCAAUAAAGGCAGCUUUUAUGCCAUGCAAGGGAUGCACAGGGAGCUGCAGAUGAGCUUAAUGAAUGGAAGGAAAUAAGCAACACGAUUAUUGCCUUAUUCCACAUGGACAUGGAGUGUGUUUCCAUGUGCUAUGGUGCAGAGCUGCCCACUGGCACUACCACAGUGCCAUCCUCAGAUCCGCAGCCUCACUGCGCUCCUCGUCUCCUGCGCCACCCUACAGCUCCCUGUGUUUCUUCAGCUCUGGAUUUCAAGUGCUUCAUCCCACAAAACAGAUCUCUUCCAGUUACUUUGGCUGUCCUUGCUGGGCACUUUCUCAUGAUAUUCUUGAAACUAGUCUCCAUCAUGCACCCCAGUCCACAUAGCAGGUGCAGCAUCAUCUUAGCUCUGCACCUUCACUGUCCCUCUGCUGCGAGCCCCCCUCUCUCAUUUGCAUGCUUACCUUUUCCUCUCUCACUUUGUCAUCAGCAGCUCUGGGUCUUCACCCUUCAUAUGGUCAGGAUCUGUCUAUCUUAAUUGACCUCCAGGAGGAGCUCUGUUUGCCAAGCUCAGAGUCCAAACUUAUGUUGGGGGUUGAGUGCUGCAGUAAGAGCAGUUUGAGCCCAGGGUGGCCCUUACUACCUGUAGCUGUUAGGAUCUUGUCUAGGAAGGCUAGCCCUGGAAUGGGUUUCCCUGCUGACAGGGUGCAUGCAAGGUACCCAAGACACGCAUGUGUUUAUUUUCAUCACUGACUCGUCCCUGGCAAGGUCCUGUUUGCUGGUGUUUGCUGUGUGCAGUGGGAUUUCUGUAGUCAAUUGCCAGCACGUCAGUGAGACACAUUUGCAGCAAACCUCUGAAGAACCGUCCAGCCAGUGCUGAUGCUUCUAUGUUGCUGAUCAGUGUCCAUGAGCUGGGAGAGUGGGAUGAAAUUGUCACUGCUGCUCUCUGCAUCCCUGUCCCUCCUGUGCUGGGGGAGCCAUCCGGUGCUAGACUGAGUGGGCUGGUGGGCUGCCCAUGCUGCUUUUUGCUGACAUGCAAAUGAGCAAAGAUGCAGCCCAUCCCAUGUCCCAGCUGCUCUUGUGGCACCUCUGGAAAUGCUGGUGUUUCCGAAAGCUCUGCCAGCUCCUAGUAACCUCCCCGGAAAUAGACACGCAAUCAGAUGUACUGGUGCCCUGUUUUUAAAACUUGCUGAUGGACAUUUUCUCUCUCCAGCUCAUAUGCUUUCAGCCUGAUAACUGCAUUCCCAGUAGAAGAUGACUGAGAAAGCUAUGAUUCCCAACCUUCUGUAGGCACAGGCAGUUCCUGGAGCAGCAGGGAGGUGUGGGUGGCCGUCCAGGUUGGGCUCUCACCUUCCCACCAGCAGCAGUCAUGCUGGGAGAAGAUGGCUGAGCCCCAGCCAAGGUGUACUCGGGUCUGCAUCCUUGGGCUGUACGCCUGGACAGCCCAGGAGCAAGAUGGGGGUAGGCUUCCCCCUGCCAGGGAACACCACUGCAGCUUUUCUUGUAGUGGUAGUUUUUUUGAGCAAACCACAAGGCUACGAUGUCCCCACGUCGUGCACAUUCUCCCCCGUGUGUCGUAGUAUCCAUUUGGCCCAUCCUUUAGCUUGGUGGUUGUGAAAUGAAUCCAUCUGUUCUAAGAUGUUCUCAGGAGUUCUUGUUUGUAUUAAGCUCACCCCUAGGCUUAGCAGAAAUCACAGUCCCCAUCCUCCCUCCCUCCCUCUCCGCGGACAAGCCCUCUCCUUCACGAGCACUUCCACCCUCUCCCUGAAGGGCGGCAGAGGGCAGCUGGCGGUUUUGAUUCAGGGCACGUUGGCAGCUUUGGGGCAGCCGAAGGAGCUGGGAUGCAGCCGGCCGGCAUUUGUGACAUGGGUCUGGAGGCCAGGCGCUCCCACGGGCUGCACUGCUUGCCAAUGUUUUCUAAGUCUGUUUGUAAGAGUACCUAAUUUUAAAAUGAAAUGUGAAUAUAUAUUAUGUGUAGGUGCCAUGUAAGAUAGUGUUGUGCUAGGCGGCAGGAUGCUAACCUACUUUUUAAGAUUUUUGGGGACAGGAAAAAGCAUUUUUCUCUCACUUCAUGCUCACAGAUCUAAUAUUGUAAAUAGGUUUUUUAAAUAUUUAUUUCAUGGGCUUUCCACAGGUUCUUGUCCUGGCUGGUGUGUUGGUUGGUGGGGCUCUAUUGCCCGGCGUGCCGCAACCAAAGGGCUGGCGAUUGCGUGGGGGAUGGGAUGGGGUGGGACAGUGUCGGGGGGGGGGUGGGGGGGGUGGGUGGUGGUGGUGUUCCGUUUGGUUUUAUGUCACAUCAAAGUUGAAGCAUUAACUCUUCCUCUUCGUCUUGUUUUGAUGAUGUCAGGCCUGGCCAAUGGCCACGGUACCCAGGGAGGCAGCGAGCUCCCAUGGCUGGCUGGGAUGGCCGUUCCCCAGGGUGGGAGGCACUGCAAGCAAUAAGAUUUGUAGUAAUAAUGUCUGCUUUGAUGGCAGGGGCUCUCGGGGAUCAGGGCUGGGUGGGAAAACCCUGCUCCCGGCAGGGGCUCAGUCCAGCAUGGCAUGGAGGGGAUCUCUUUACCUGGGGAUGCCCAAGGAAGCGUCCCCAGGGAUGGAGGAGGUGGGGGCUGCUGUCACCCCCAAGGAACCCCCCUAAAACUGCCAGGGUAGAGCAGGUAGUUACUGAUAGCAAAUUCCUGCUAGUGAAUUACUGCAGCGAGCAGCUGCCUUUGCGGGUACGGGUGACCCAAGGGAGCACACCGCUGUCACCACUACAAACCCAGGGCUGGCUCGAGAAGGGCAUUUGCGUAUUUGCUUAUCAUUCUGCAAUUUUAAUUCUCUUCUAGGAGGUUUGAGGUCAUUUGGUUAUUUUUUUCCUAAAUGGAUUCGGAUUUUUCUUUUUUUUUUUUCUCUUAACCCCUUUUAUCCUGGUGUAGCUGACUCUGACCCCCAGUCCAGCUCUCUGUGAGGGGCAGCGGGGCAGUGUCAGCAGGAUCAGGGCUGCUUUUAUGGUGAUGGGUUUCUGACUUUGGGGGAUGGAGUGAGGAGUGCUGCUGGGUCCCAGCCCUGCAGGACUCCUCAUCAACCCCACGCUUCCUUCACCCUUGGAACAGGUGUGUGAAAAAAAGAAAAAAAAAAAAAGAAAAAAGGAAAUAACAACAGUAAUUUUUUUCUUAAGAUGCUCAACAUUUACAUAUUAUCUCCACCCUGAUGGCAAAUGUUUUUCCUUCAUCUGUGUCUGCUUUCCUGGGAGAGUUUUGUUUCUCUGUAUGUUUCUAUAUGAAUUUUAGACACUGAGCUGAAAUUCCUCCUGUCCGGUACUGUAUGUUUGAGCCUAAGCAAUGUGAACUGUACAGACCAGCAGUGGGAAGUGGGAGCCGGUGACUGCACCUGGGAGAGCCGUGGCUUGGGACGGCAUUCCCGGUUGCUGUAGGGAGCAGGAAGUACUGUGUCAUGAGUUGGGAAAAUGAACUGUCUGCUGUGAAUUCUUGGUUGGAAAUGUGGAGAGGAGUUUCCAUUAAAUAAUGUUUACAUACCUCACCUGAUGAACCUUUGAAAGUGUAUAUAUAAAAAAAAAAGAAAAUAAAAUUAUAUUAAGUUGCUUUAAAUCAAUAUGUAUAGCUAUAAGAGCUGGGUCAUUUGAACUUUGAAUAUGUAUCGACUCUCUAAAUGUUGACAUUUUGUGAACUCUGUGCUCCUGUCUUUUAUUUCAUUCUAGCCUAUGGAAAAAGUUGUGUUCUUGUUCCAGAUAAAAGGUCCCUGACUUAGAUCUGAACUCCUCAAGGAUUCCCACAACCUUGUUUUCUGUUGAUAUUCACCCUAUGAGCUUUCUAAAGGUCCGUAUUUUAUUGCAGCUUAUUAAAUGUUUCUUUGAUAUCA
Messenger RNA from Pseudopipra pipra, 13028 nucleotides. RefSeq lists its product as uncharacterized. The coding region runs from base 137 to 4579 and encodes 1480 amino acids. The record is from RefSeq and is a predicted model, not a curated record. The transcript has 2 exons. NCBI's taxonomy places the organism in Eukaryota, Metazoa, Chordata, Aves, Passeriformes, Pipridae.